GAGAGAUGGUGAGCACGAUGAAUGACAUUUUUCAGAUUUCGGCGCACAGAUCACAUCCAACAACCUAACUUGCCUCCUAUUGCUGGCUGAGGGUCGUCCACUUUUCUGGGACUACUCUCAGUUGCAGGUAUGAGGGUGCUACACUGGUGCAUGCUGGGAGUGACCAUCCUCUUGCUGGUGUGUGAGGUUGCCGUCAGUCAGUUGUGCAAGUCCCUCAUCACCCUGGUGGAUAGUUUCCACACGCUUUUCAUCCUCAUGGGCAUGGCUCUUCCUCCUCCUCGAACCGCAGGCAUAAUGAAACCUCCGCCCUCCUCUUUGGACUCCCUUGCGUCUCCACAUGCUUCCUCCUCCUCAGCAGCAGCUCCUUCCACCCUACCUGCAGAGUCAUCAACCGAACCUCUACAUGGCACCCAGACUGCCACCGCUGGGUCGCCCCCCCCAGAUGACCCUGCCGCUCCUCUGCCUAACCAUGGAGCAGCCUCAGCCUUUAUCUCUCAUCAACUCUGCUCCCCACCAAUCUCUCCUCCGGCUCCCACCUGCGGUGUCUCCUACGCCAGCAGCAGGAUUCAGGUUGUGGGGGCUUUCAUUUCCAGUCUUCUCCUGUCCUCUCUGUGUAUUUCUAGCUUAAUGGAAAUCGUGAGCUUUUCCCUGGAGCCACACCCAGUAGAGCGCCCCCUGCUGCUUGUGGUGGUCGGAGUUGUCAGUCUGCUCCAUAAAAUGCUCUUGCUCAGGCUGAACUGGAAACAGCUGCAGGAGAGGGCCGGAGCCAACGGGCGACCAGAGGCCGAAUCUCACCUUGAAGUGAACCACAAAGUCUUGACUGAAGAGGAAACCAAAGGCCUGGCUGAGCCGGGGCGAGUCCUAGAUGACGUUAGCCAAGUCCAAUCUGCUGUGGACGACUCGUUCCACAAUGGGGCACUUGUACUCUGUAACCCAGGAACCUCCAGCAUCCCUGACACCGACUCUCAAACCCCACGACGACAGCCAGACGUCCACCUGCAUGCAGCAGCUCCACAGGACAGCCAGGACUGUGAGCUCGCGAGCGGUCUUGCAGAUCUGAAGCCUUGCAAGUGUGAGAGUCAUUCAAAGGACUUCACGGAGAUUUCCGAAGACAAUGCCAGCGUGGGACAUCUUGACAGUCAAAAUGAAUUUAAAACCUCCCCAGUCUGCAAGUCAUCACAUCACACUGAGAGCCCUGUACCAAGCAGCCAGCGGCCAGUCUUCCUCCUGUCGUUGUUCCUUGUCAUUCAGGGCCUUUUUACCGCCCUUCUAGCCCUGAUCAACAGCCUUGUGAUGCAGCUGGUUGGCCCUCCGUGCCCGCACAGCUCUGGAGCCUGUAGCCUCCUGGUUUACGUGGAACCUGGUCUCUCCCUGCUGGCUGUGAUUACGCUGAUCGCCACAGCUACGCCACAGGUGCACAGGUACGGACUGCUGCUGCUACAGGCCACACCUCCACACAUUCGUGUGCCUGAUCUCGGACGAAGGAUUGCAAGUAUCCCUGGAGUGCAGGCUGUGCACGACCUCCACGUCUGGCAGUUAACUGAAUCAUUCAUGGUAGCCUCUGUCCAUGUACAGUGCCAUGCUGGGUUUCCAGCACACAGGUGUGCUGAUCUGAUGUUAGGGGUCACUAAGGUGCUGCAGAGUGUGGGAGUGAGCUGCUGCACCGUUCAGCCAGAGUUUGCUUCAUGCUCUGGGUGCUCUGCAGGCAGUGGGGGUGAUGCCUCCCCUGUUGUCCACAGAGAAGACCCGUCCCUGCCUCCUCUCCUGGCCUGCAGCCUCGCCUGUGGGAAGGCUUGUACUGGGAACAUGUGCUGCUCUGCCUUAGAAGAGGAGACCGGGAGCCAGCUGGCACCACCACCUGGGGAAACAAAGGAAGAGCCUCAGACACUCGUCAUAGAGAACACCUUUCUCUGACCGUCAGUUUUAAUUAUACUGAAGGAAAAUAAAACAAAACCCUGCUUGCACAUUAUAUUGAAGUGUUCUGUUAGCUUUAUGACAUUAACAAGGUGCUACACCAAAGAUAUUAAUGUAAUAUCAAGUGAAAUUCUGUAAAACUAGAUCUAGUGUUCCCUCAUUUGUACCUGGAACCUUUGU
This is a messenger RNA of Xiphias gladius (swordfish), 2094 nucleotides long. Its product is annotated as zinc transporter 1. Gene Ontology annotation, biological process: intracellular zinc ion homeostasis; detoxification of zinc ion; zinc ion transmembrane transport. NCBI's taxonomy places the organism in Eukaryota, Metazoa, Chordata, Actinopteri, Istiophoriformes, Xiphiidae. Gene Ontology annotation, cellular component: Golgi apparatus; endoplasmic reticulum. The coding region runs from base 130 to 1914 and encodes 594 amino acids. The transcript has 6 exons. Gene Ontology annotation, molecular function: calcium channel inhibitor activity; zinc ion transmembrane transporter activity. The record is from RefSeq and is a predicted model, not a curated record.